CAAGGAAGCAAGUAUGUUAUAGUUUUUAUACAGUUAAGAUUUUCAUAUUUUAUUAUUAAAAAUACGUUUAUUUUACAUUUAUAAUUAGUAUUGGAGUAACUUAAAACUUUUUUGGAUACAGCUUUUAGUUAUGUGUGUGCAAUAUUUUAAAAUUACUGAACUCUGAUUAGGAUAUGUGCAGAAUGUUCGUAAUUGACCAGUAAUUUCCAGCAACAAUGUUCAAUUUAUUCAACGGAAUUCUAUCAUCAUCUGGUUCGGGAUACAUACCGGAGAUGGAACAGAAAAUCAGUCAAUUAGAGCGAGGUACGCUAGUAACGAAGUACUCUUGGAGAAAGAGGCCGGAACGGAAGACAUUGGCCAUCCGAAGAGAAACCAAACAACUGAUAUGGACGAGGAAACCUGCCAUCGACGGUGCUGUUAACUUGUACGAAGUCAAAGAAAUCAGACCAGGUACUUUAUCCAAAGAUUUUGAAAAAUGGCCCGAAGAAUCUAAAAAGCUGGAGAAUAAAUGUUUCGUUGUGUACUAUGGAACUGAAUUUAAUCUUAAAACUUUAAGUAUUUCUGCCUUUUCUGAAGCGGAAUGUGCACUUUGGUUGACAGGAUUAAAAUAUUUAGUUGAAGAUACUAUAAAAGCGCCAUAUCCUUUACAUAUCCAAAGCUGGCUACGAAGAGAAUUUUAUGCCAUGGAGAGUCCGAGAGAAACAAUAACCCUAAAAGAUCUGAAAUCGUUCUUCCCUAAAAAAUUACCAAAUAACAAAUUAAGAGAAAUUUUCAAUGAGUUUGAUACUAGGAAAAAGGCCGAAAUAGGAUUCGACGAUUUUACCAGUUUGUAUCAAAAGAUGAUAUUGGAGGAAAGUAUGGCUAGUGAAUUGUUUGAUAAGUUAUCAGAAUAUUCUUCCAAUUUCAAGGCCGUAAACUUGCCAGACAUGGUUAGUUUUUUCGUUAACGAACAAGAAGAAUCUCUUGGCAACGACGACAGAGCCGUUAGUCAGUUUAUAUGUGAUUUUCUGAAAGACCCUCAACGGGAAGUUCAAGAACCUUUUUUAACGAUACCCGAAUUCUUAGAUUUUCUAUUUUCCAAGCAAAAUGAUCUGUGGGAUCCCAAGAAAAAUACUGUGUAUCAAGAUAUGUCUCAACCGAUGUCGCAUUAUUGGAUCUCUUCUUCUCAUAACACGUAUUUAACGGGUGACCAGUUUUCUAGUGAAUCUUCAGUCGAAGCUUAUGUUAGAUGUUUAAGAAUGGGUUGUAGGUGUAUCGAACUGGAUUGUUGGGAUGGUCCUGAUGGUUAUCCAUUCAUUUACCACGGUCAUACGCUGACGACCAAAAUUAAGUUCAUGGACGUCAUUAAGACGAUUAAAGAACAUGCCUUCGCUACAUCAGAAUAUCCUGUUAUAUUAUCUAUUGAAGACAAUUGUACGUUACCUCAACAAAAGAAGAUGGCGUCCGCUAUGCAGGAAGUUUUCGGUGACAUGCUCCUGACCCAGCCAGUGGAAAGUGGAGAAACAAAGCUUCCCUCACCAUACGCACUUCGCAGAAAAAUCAUCUUAAAACACAAAAAACUCCCAGAAGGCCAAGACGAAAGCUCCUUCUUAGUCAGGAACGAUGCCACUGACAUGGACCUUCGAAACUCGUGCAAAAACGGAAUCAUGUACCUAAAAGACUGCGUAGAUAAGGAAUGGAAUCCACAUUUUUUCGUUCUGACCCAAAGUAAGCUGUUCUAUUUCGAUAGUUAUAAGUUGAAUCAAGAAUCUGAAAAGUCCGAAGAAGAAGAAGAUAGCGGGUCGUUCCAAGGGCCGAAAAAUGUUCCUAACGAAGAGCUGCAUUUUAGUGAAAAAUGGUUUCAUGGGAGGUUACCGGGCGGUAGAGAAGAAGCCGAGCAGUUGUUGAGAGCUUAUUCCCAUUUAGGUGAUGGCACUUUCUUAGUAAGAGCAAGCGUCACAUUCGUGGGCGAAUACUGUCUUUCGUUUUGGCGAAACGGUCAAGUGAACCAUUGCAGAAUUCGUUCGAAACAAGACAAACAAAUCAAAAAGUACUACCUCAUAGAAGCGAAAUUUUUCGACAGUUUAUACAGUCUCAUCACCCACUACCGAACAACACCUCUAGUCACAGCUGAUUUUUCGAUAACUCUACAAGAACCAGUACCACAACCGAAUCUGCACGAGAACGAAGAGUGGUACCACAAGAAUACGGGAAAGAAUCAAGCGGAAGAAAUUUUGAAGAGGAAUAAAACUGAAGGAGCUUUUCUAGUCAGGCCCAGUGAGAAUGAUACUAAUUGUUAUACUAUUAGUUUUAGAGCUGAUAAGAAGAUUAAACACUGUAGAAUAAAACUCGAAGGACGAUUGUAUACGAUUGGAAACGUCGAAUUCGAAAGUCUGGUAUCUUUAAUAAACUAUUACCAGAACCAUCCAUUGUACAGGAAAGUCAAACUCAGUGAAGCGAUCAAUGAGGAUAUGGUUAGAAGAAUGACAACGGAACAAGACGAUGUAUUAUCAUACACAACACCAUCAUACAUGGACCCCAGCAGUAUUAAUUCCAGCGUUACUUGCAUAGCCAUCUAUGACUACCGAGCUAAGCAAAACGAUUUCUUGAGUUUCUGUAAGCAUGCGAUCAUCACCAACGUAAACAAAAAUACCGAUUGUCCAGGAUGGUGGAAAGGAGAUUAUGGUGGAUUGAGGCAGAGAUAUUUUCCACAAGAUUGUGUAAGAGAAAUCGAAAGGUCGGAAACGCAUGAGAUAGAUGAAGCAUCUGGAGAAUCUGCAUUACAAGGCAGUUUGGACAUGAACGGAGUUUUUGCUAAUUACGGAAAACAACCAGGACAUGCCUUUGAAUGGAUAGUUAGAAUAAGUCCUUCUACUGCUUGUCCACCUCUCGAAUGUGGAGUUCAAACUGAGGAAUUGGCCCAAGAAUGGUGCGGAGCUAUUUUGACUGUCUCUCAGGUAGCAUCACGCAUAGAAACACAACACCGAGAAAUGGAAAGAGCGUUCAAAAUUGCGAAAGAAAUGUCGAAUCUUAUAAUUUAUUGUCAAAGUACCACUUUUAAUAUGGAAAGGGUGAAGCAACAGAUGUUCGUGUUUUAUGAAAUGUCAUCUUUCCCAGAAAACAAGGCUGAAAAAUUGAUAUGCCAACAAAUGAGGAAAUUCUUUUUGAAAUACCAUCAGCAUCAGUUUUCAAGGGUGUAUCCCAAAGGCCAAAGAAUCGAUUCUUCCAACUACAACCCUAUUAACAUUUGGAACUGUGGUUCCCAAAUGGUAGCUUUAAACUUCCAAACAGGAGGGAAGCCCAUGCAACUUAACCAGGCUAAGUUCAGGGACAACGGCAAUUGUGGAUAUUUGCUAAAGCCGACCUUUAUGUUGCAUGAUUAUUUCGAUCCGUACGAGAAAAACACACUGGUUGGUAUCGAACCCCUAAAUAUUUCAAUAAGAGUAAUUGCCGGACGACAUCUUUGCAGGCUGAAAAAAGGAACUGCAAGUCCGUUUGUAGAGAUUGAAGUUAUCGGUGCUGUAUACGAUUCAGGAAUAAAACUAGUUACCAAAAAUAUUGUUGAUAACGGAUUAAAUCCUAAAUGGAACGAAGAAAUAUGUGAGUUUACUGUAACUAAUCCAGAUUUUGCAUUAUUGAGAUUCCUUGUACAAGACGUAGAUGUUUUUGGAGAACCUAAUUUCAUCGGCCAGGCUAGUUAUCCUGUUACCUGCUUGAGGACAGGAUACCGAAGCGUUUGGCUGAAAAACGCUUACAGUGAAGAUUUAGAACUGUCAUCUUUAUUGAUACACAUCAGCAUAAAGACGGCCUCAACCAUUUAAUCGUUUUUGUAUCAAAGAUCGAUGGUUAUUCAGGUUAGAACACAGUCUUCUUUUUGGGGAAGGAAUCAUGAAUGUGGAACUCACAUCCACUCACAGACGGUAAAUAAAUCCAUAUUAUUCUGAAUUAAAGUUUCUGCUUAAAUUUAUUAAAUAUAAAUUAUUACUCGUUUAAUGUUUGUGUCUACCCUGUAAUCUAUUUUUUAGCUAAUCUCAAGUUAUUUGAAGCAUCUCAA
This is a messenger RNA of Diabrotica virgifera virgifera (western corn rootworm), 4033 nucleotides long. It is a transcript of the gene sl, whose product is annotated as 1-phosphatidylinositol 4,5-bisphosphate phosphodiesterase gamma-1. Gene Ontology annotation, biological process: phosphatidylinositol-mediated signaling; phospholipid catabolic process; positive regulation of epithelial cell migration. Lineage: Eukaryota; Metazoa; Arthropoda; Insecta; Coleoptera; Chrysomelidae. Gene Ontology annotation, molecular function: phosphatidylinositol-4,5-bisphosphate phospholipase C activity; protein binding; calcium ion binding. The transcript has 16 exons. The record is from RefSeq and is a predicted model, not a curated record. Bases 216 to 3800 code for a protein of 1194 amino acids.